This is a messenger RNA of Haliotis rufescens (red abalone), 6572 nucleotides long. RefSeq lists its product as uncharacterized. The transcript is spliced from 9 exons. Lineage: Eukaryota; Metazoa; Mollusca; Gastropoda; Lepetellida; Haliotidae. The coding region runs from base 3525 to 6326 and encodes 933 amino acids. The record is from RefSeq and is a predicted model, not a curated record.
GCCCUGUAUUCUGGCAUACUGGUGCGCUCCUCAUUGAAGCCGCCCACGGCCGUGCUCCGCGCCUGCAUCACGAGGUAUGUAUUUAUGUAUAUGUGUCUAUGGAUGGAUGUAUAUGUGCGGUGUAUGUUUAGUAUGAGUACGCGCCUCUGUGUGGCUGAAAAGUAGCUUCACGUAGGUAUGUGUCCGUGUGCUACAUUUUGUAUUCUGUUUCAACUGAAUAGUUUUAUUAUUGAAAGGUUUAUUGUGUCUCGUAGGCCAUAUUUGGCCGGAUAAUAUAUUUCACUGUUUUGUAUAUUUCCUGUCACGAAGUGUAUAUAACAUGUGACACAUUAAUAAACAAUAUUCUCUCUCUCUCUUCUCUGUCACUAUCACUUUCGAUGACAAUCCGGCGUCUUUUGACUGGGACCGGGCUUGGAGGUCUAACGAGAUUAACUGUUAUGUUUCCACCAGUAAUGUUGCCAGCAAACAUAGUGUUGACACCACCAGAAACAUUUAUUAUUUGAGACCGCAGACUGUUGUCUACUGUCGAUUUGGACAUAACGCGAGGGGCCGCUCUGGAUGACGGGAGUUUCAUCAACAAGCUGGGAUGUCACAGUGUGGGAUGGAGUGUUUCGUGAAAUGAUGUUGGAUAAUUGCUUGUGCUGGUCAGGAUUAAUAUGGCAGUAAUUGUUCACGGAAUGGAUCUUUUGUGGCCUGUUAUCUGCAUUAUUUGAUUUGGCGGAACGUUCUUGUCAUUCAACUUUUGCACAAGGAGUUUGCGCGCAGAAUGAUUUGUGAGUCGUUUCGAUGUUUGGAGACUGGCGGCAUCGCACAUGUUUUUCAUGAGAGAGAGGAAAGUUUGUUUUUCCCAAUACGAUAGCGGAUAAAACCACUGAUCGCCAGGUUUAGGCAUACCUAAAGUGUGUGUGCCGAUGUAAAAGGGAUCGUCAUCUCGACAGAAGUCAAGUGGACGCGUGGAGGCAUACAACUUAUACACCUGCACAGGGCACCGGGAGGGAUCAGCAACAUUAGCCCACAUUUUGGGCCUAACGUCGCGCCAAUCACGAGGAUUAUAUUCUCACCGGACCUAUUCUUUUCUUGUCUCAUGGAAAGUUCAAGAUAUUCGUGAUCGUCUCCAUCAACAUGCAAUUUGAUGUCCCCCCAACACAUGUUGUAGUGAUCAUUGACACCUCUUAACCCGAAAUGGAUUGUGUUGUAGAGCCAUAGACAGUAUAUUAUGCUCAUUGGAUUACUGAUUCCAAUGGAUCCGGACUGCCACAGGGACUCGAUCUCUUCAUCUCCAAUCGGGUCGGCUCUCCUUGAUACUGUUCAUGAUGUGUAAGAAUGGCCGUCUGUGUAAGUUCACGUUUGUGUCAGGGCCGGGCAUCGUCCACACCACCCAGAUAGAAACCUACACCUUAAGUUACAAAGUAUAUGAGGUCCACUACCACCAAACAAUAAACACUGUGUACUGGACAAGAUCCCUCUAUGCAAAAUCUAUCUCAUCGACAAAAGCGAACAGUGAGAAGGGAAAAAAAUUCUAUCAUUGGAAAUUGCCAUUCCGAGCGAUUACAUUUGAUAUCGACAACAGCAUCAACCGUCUGUUUAUAUUAUCUGACAAAGCCCUUCACAGAUGUAAUGCUUCAAAAUGUGAAUCAGAAGAAUUAGUUCGAGGGGAAUUUACCAGAAGUAGCCAUCUAUACCUCGACAAAUUCAACAGGCGUGUGUACUACACCUGUUCAUGUACGAGGAGAUCGUCUCAGGACAUGAUGUAUGUCAGCUACGAUGGGAAGUUCUCGACGAGAAUAGCCCAAUUUUCGACAAGAGUGAAUACAUUUGUUGUUGAUGACAAAGGAGGUAUGAGAUGGAUGAUCUGGUGUUUGCCGGGAGCCUGAUAGAAGAGAUCAACCAGGUGGACAUGAGGGCUAAGUGUUUCUCUCAGUGUCAGUGGCGGGUGCGGUGUAACCUGGUCUUGUACAACCCGCUCACCAGGACGUGCAGGGUACACUCUGAAUGCUUUAACUCGAGCCGUGACGGCACCGUUGAAACUGGAUGGCAGUACUAUGGAAUUUCCUGUGCCAACUAUAAACUUGAAAAUGCACGAGUAGAUGUUGACAUCAUCAACGAUGACCAUGAGGAUGUCUGCAACACCAACAUCAUUGCCUCUGACGACAACACAUCCUCCUGUUAUACCGGUGCAUCGUGGGAAGUGGUGCCAGUCAAGUGUGUGUCGUGUUACAUAGCCAAGGCAAGACCGUACAUGAUUCAUCGACGACAUAUACAGAUGAGUUGACCUUUGACCUUGCUGUGGGGAUGAAGCUGAGACUUGAAGUAUCUGGAAACAUGACUUGGAGAAACUACGUCUGGUUUGAAGACCCUAACAUGGACUUUUACUACGAUUUGUAUGUGAAGUGGAGCAGUAACCCAGUUGUAGCCACGUGCUAUACACGACAAGGAGGAGUUCAUGUCUCUGAGCGUAAAGAGCUUGGUGUUUCAGUCAACGUCAGCAACUACGUCAUUGAAAUCCACAUCACUCAGGCUGCAUUCAUAACAUAUGGCGAUGGGACUCCAGUUGAUACAGACUCCAGUUGAUGACCAACCAGUUGAGUCCCCCUUUCACUGGAGAAGGUGUUCGACUUGUCGGGCUUUGGGGUUUCACCGCACUGCACAGUUUCCACAUUGGUUAUGAGGUGUGCUGAUUUCAAGGGAUGACUCUCACAUUUACUGUCCACAUGAAGAGAUAGGCCACAUUGAUUAUGAGCUAUUCUGACUUCAACUGCUGACUCUCACAUUUACUGUCACAUGAGGAGAUAGGCCACAAAGGCUAUGUAUUGUGCUGAUUUCAGAUGAUGACUCGCACAUUUACUCUCCACAUGGAGAUAUAUACCAUAUUAGUAAUGAGCUGUGCUGAUUUCGCUUCUCACAUUUGCUUUGCAUGCAUCAAAAGAUAUGUUUUGACAUCAGUUCAGUGUAAUAUUAUUCCUUAUAAAGGGCCGACUGUUUGAUAUUUUACUGGGGACUUGGAUUUUGUAUUGAGACCAGAUACGUUUUCAGCAACAUCAGCACAACCAGAUAAUUCUCUUUAUUACAACAAUGCACCAAAAUAUAUAAAUAAAUUAUAUUGGAACAAAGUUUGUUGCUGAUAAAAUCAUUAUUAUUAUUAUUUUUAUGUUGAACAAUAAUCCAACAGUUCCAGCCUUUGGUGUCUACAUUUCACAACUUUUGAGGUACAAUCGAGCAUGCUCUUUCUACUAAGAUUUCAAAGAGCGUCAUACGACUGCUGCUGUUUGACAAAGGUUAUAUUCGACAUCUCAAAAAGGCUUUGAAAAUCUUGAAGGUCGACAUGGGGAGGAUAUUUCUAAAUUUGACACUUCCGUGACAAAAUGAUCUCACAUGCAAUUUCCUAUUUGUACUAUUUUUAGUCAUAUGUUCCCUUAUAUGUUCCCUUAGGAGAACAAUUGACUUGACUGUGCAUGUGUUUUGGCGGGUUGCAACGAUGGGGUAAGGUACGCUUAGUUGGUAUCUUCCCUAUUUGAUAGUGUUUCAUGAACACAUGUUCAUGCUUCAGUCGGAAUCACAAAAUAGACUCUUAUUCUAAUCGAUUUCUCGUGCUUAUGGAAAGGGUUUUCGCGCUUUUAUUGAACCAGCAAUCUAAAUCAAUAUUUUCAUAUCACCAAUCAAUGUUGUUACCCCACCAGUUGUUGAAUGACUCGUCCCAAUCAAUGUCGGUCUAUUCGUCAGUUGCAAUCAAUGUUGUUGUAUCCAUAGUCCAAUCAAUGUUGGUGUAUUCGUUCGUCCAAAUCAAUGUUGUUGUAUCAAUGGCCCCAGUCAAUGGGGUUGCGUCAAUAGUCCCAAUCAAUGUUGUUUUUAUCAAUAGUCCCAAUGAACGGUGUUGUAUCGAUAGUCCCAAUGAACGGUGUAGUAUCGAUAGUCCCAAUGAACGGUGUUGUAUCGAUAGUCCCAAUCCACUGUGUUGUAUCAAUAGUCCCAAUACACCUUGUGUUGUAUCAAUAGUCCAAAUGAACGGUGUUGUAUCGAUAGUCCCAAAGAACAUUGUUGUAUCAAUAGUCCCAAUGAAUGGUGUUGUAUCAAUAGUCCCAAUGAAUGGUGUUGUAUCGAUAGUCCCAAUGAAUGGUGUUGUAUCAAUAGUCCCAAUGAAUGGUGUUGUAUCAAUAGUCCCAAUGAAUGGUGUUGUAUCAAUAGUCCAAAAGAACGUUGUUGUAUCAAUAGUCCCAAUGAACGGUGUUGUAUCAAUAGUCCCAAUCCACUGUGUUGUAUCAAUAGUCUCAAUGAACGGUGUUGUAUCGAUAGUCCCAAUGGAUGGUGUUGUAUCCAUAGUCCCAAUGAAUGGUGUUGUAUCAAUAGUCCCAAUCCACUGUGUUGUAUCAAUAGUCCCAAUGAAUGGUGUUGUAUCAAUAGUUCCAAUGAAUGGUUUUGUAUCAAUAGUCCCAAUGAACGGUGUUCUAUCAAUAGUCCCAAUGAAUGGUAUUGUAUCAAUAGUCCCAAUCCACUGUGUUGUAUCGAUAGUCCCAAUCCACUGUGUUGUAUCAAUAGUCCCAAUGAAUGGUGUUGUAUCAAUAGUCCCAAUCCACUGUGUUGUAUCAAUAGUCUCAAUGAACGGUGUUGUAUCGAUAGUCCCAAUGAAUGGUGUUGUAUCCAUAGUCCCAAUGAAUGGUGUUGUAUCAAUAGUCCCAAUCCACUGUGUUGUAUCAAUAGUCCCAAUGAAUGGUGUUGUAUCAAUAGUCCCAAUGAAUGGUUUUGUAUCAAUAGUCCCAAUGAACGGUGUUGUAUCAAUAGUCCCAAUGAAUGGUGUUGUAUCAAUAGUCCCAAUCCACUGUGUUGUAUCGAUAGUCCCAAUCCACUGUGUUGUAUCAAUAGUCCCAAUGAAUGGUGUUGUAUCGAAAGGCCCAAUGAAUGGUGUUGUAUCAAUAGUCCCAAUCCACUGUGUUGUAUCAAUAGUCUCAAUGAACGGUGUUGUAUCGAUAGUCCCAAUGGAUGGUGUUGUAUCCAUAGUCCCAAUGAAUGGUGUUGUAUCAAUAGUCCCAAUCCACUGUGUUGUAUCAAUAGUCCCAAUGAAUGGUGUUGUAUCAAUAGUCCCACUGAAUGGUUUUGUAUCAAUAGUCCCAAUGAACGGUGUUCUAUCAAUAGUCCCCAUGAAUGGUGUUGUAUCAAUAGUCCCAAUCCACUGUGUUGUAUCGAUAGUCCCAAUCCACUGUGUUGUAUCAAUAGUCCCAAUGAAUGGUGUUGUAUCAAUAGUCCCAAUCAACUGUGUUGUAUCAAUAGUCUCAAUGAACGGUGUUGUAUCGAUAGUCCCAAUGAAUGGUGUUGUAUCCAUAGUCCCAAUGAAUGGUGUUGUAUCAAUAGUCCCAAUCCACUGUGUUGUAUCAAUAGUCCCAAUGAAUGGUGUUGUAUCAAUAGUCCCAAUGAAUGGUUUUGUAUCAAUAGUCCCAAUGAACGGUGUUGUAUCAAUAGUCCCAAUGAAUGGUGUUGUAUCAAUAGUCCCAAUCCACUGUGUUGUAUCGAUAGUCCCAAUCCACUGUGUUGUAUCAAUAGUCCCAAUGACUGGUGUUGUAUCGAAAGGCCCAAUGAAUGGUGUUGUAUCGAUAGUCCCAAUGAAUGGUGUUGUAUCAAUAGUCCCAAUGAAUGGUGUUGUAUCGAUAGUCCCAAUGAACGGUGUUGUAUCAAUAGUCCCAAUGAACGGUGUUGUAUCAAUAGUCCCAAUCCACUGUGUUGUAUCAAUGGUCCCAAUCCACUGUGUUGUAUCAAUAGUCCCAAUGAACGGUGUUGUAUCAAUAGUCCCAAUGAAUGGUGUUGUAUCGAUAGUCCCAAUGAAUGGUGUUGUAUCGAUAGUCCCAAUGAACGGUGUUGUAUCAAUAGUCCCAAUGAAUGGUGUUGUAUCGAUAGUCCCAAUCCACUGUGUUGUAUCAAUAGUCCAAAUGAACGGUGUUGUAUCAAUAGUCUCAAUGAAUGGUGUUGUAUCGAUAGUCCCAACCAAUGGUGUUGUAUCAAUAGUCCCAAUCCACUUUGUUGUAUUAAUAGUCCCAAUGAACGGUGUUGUAUCGAUAGUCCCAACCAAUGGUCUUGUAUCAAUAGUCCCAAUCCACUGUGUUGUAUUAAUAGUCCCAAUGAACGGUGUUGUAUCGAUGGUCCCAAUGAACGGUGUUGUAUCAAUAGUCCCAAUGAAUGGUGUUGUAUCGAUAGUCCCAACCAAUGGUGUUGUAUCAAUAGUCCCAAUCCACUGUGUUGUAUUAAUAGUCCCAAUGAACGGUGUUGUAUCAAUAGUCCAAAUACAAGUUGUUGCAUCAAUAGCCCUGAUCAAUGGUGUUGUAUCAAUUGCCCCUCAUUGACUGUGCUGUCUUUACAAGGAAACAUUAGUGCGAUGUUGUUGAAGUUACUGAAGAAAAUGUUUUGAUUUGUGAUUACUUUAUCAGUUUACAAAAUAACACACGUUGAAAUUGAAUAGAACAUAUAGUAUGCUAUUUGGAUAGUUUCGGGCCUGUAAAAAUUUGCUACAAAUGUAAAAGCAUUGUAAAUUUAUGAAGAUAUUUUGUGAUGGGGUAACGUGUAAAAGUACAACCAUUCCUAAAUACAAC